Messenger RNA from Prosopis cineraria, 2070 nucleotides. RefSeq names its product probable receptor-like protein kinase At5g24010. Lineage: Eukaryota; Viridiplantae; Streptophyta; Magnoliopsida; Fabales; Fabaceae. Bases 227 to 1642 code for a protein of 471 amino acids. The record is from RefSeq and is a predicted model, not a curated record. The transcript is spliced from 2 exons. Gene Ontology annotation, molecular function: protein kinase activity.
GACUGAAGAAGAUCAUGAAUUCAUGAUGCCAUUACAGAUCGACGGUGUGGUUUACAGUCUGUCUGACAGUCUGAGCGCGUAGGAGUAGGACCCACACGUAUUGGCACUCUGAAUCGGUCUUCGUCACCUCGCCUCCAAUUGCUGCUGAAAAUUGAUGAGAACGUAGAAAAGUCAUCUGCUGACUUCUGUUCUUCGCCUUCUGAAUUCUCUCUCCGAGCUCUCGAUCAUGGAGUUUCUGCGGCUGAACCUCGUACCUUGUUUCCUCUUGCUUUGUUUCCGCACGCUUGCCGUGUAUUCCCACCUCCUCUCUCCCCUCGACAACUAUCUCAUCGACUGCGGUUCCGAGGCCGUGAGCACUGUAGACAACCGUCGGUUCGUCGGUGAUCUAUCCAGCAACGAUUCGCCUUUGUCGUUUUCCGGUAGUUCGAUUUCGCUGAGAAAUGAAAACCUUGCUCCGGGUUUGGCCCCGAUCUACCACACGGCUAGGAUUUUCAGAAGCCCUUCGAAGUACGCAUUCCCCAUCCGAGACAAAGGAACCCACAUGGUACGUCUUCACUUUAAUGCAUUUGAUUCUCCUGGAUUCGAUCUGUGUGAUGCUCAAUUUCACGUUUUGGUUGAUGGGUUUGUCGUUAUGAGCAAUUUUAGCCGAGCCUGUUCUGAAAACCCUAGGAUUAUGGAGUAUCUAAUAAGGGUUGAUGCUGAAAAGCUUGUGGUGAUGUUUGUUCCAACUGAAAAUUCAAAAUUUGCAUUUGUGAAUGCUAUUGAGGUGAUCUCUGCUCCGAAAGACCUUGUGCCUGAUACUGCACAGUAUGUGAGUUCGAAGAAUAUAGUGAUUUUUGAUGGUCUAAGCAACCAAGCACUUGAGGUUGUGUACAGGUUGAAUGUUGGGGGUCCUAAAGUCACUCCAUUUAAUGAUUCCUUGUGGAGGACAUGGAUGCCUGAUGAUGGGUUUUUCAAGCCCAACUCUGAAUGUCAAAGAUUGUACUUCGGGGGUCGGAUCAGGUAUCAAAGAGGAGGUGCGAGCCGUGAAGUUGGGCCUGACAAUAUGUAUAACAGUGCCCGGCUGAUCAAAAGUAAGAAUGCUUCUGUUCCUAGGGUCAAUAUGACUUGGGAAUUUCCAGUCGUUGGGGGAUAUAAAUAUCUUAUUCGGAUGCACUUCUGCGACAUUGCUAGUAUUUCGAUUGGGUUGCUGUACUUCAAUGUUUAUGUCGACGGGCAUUUAGCAUAUGCAGAUUUGGAUCUUUCUUCCAUUACAGGUUUACUGGCUUCGCCCUUUUAUGCUGAUUUUGUUGUUGAUGCAGACAGCUUGGGGACUUUGAGUGUCAACAUAGGAUCCUCAAAUAAAAGCAUCCCAUAUGUAGUUGAUGGCAUCUUGAAUGGAAUUGAGGUUAUGAAACUGAACAAUUCUCACAACAGUCUUGAUGGAGAGGUUUGUCCUGGUUUCAUUCUGAAAAGCUGGUCAAGGGGGAAUUCAGGGCUUUUCCUUACUUUGGUGGCUGCUGUAUGCAUUGUAUUAAGCAUAUCCUUGGUGAUUCGUAGGAGGAUACUUGGAUCAAGGGAUUCAUUCCCAUGGUCAAGGUUGCCGGUGGAUAUUUCAGAGGAUCAUGCUAAGAUAAGCACUUUUCAUUCCGAAAGAAAAUAAGUUGUGUGUAAAAUGUCAGCGGAUCCUGGUGACUACGAGUAGGAUAACUGGAUGAGGAAGAAGAGGAAAGAGGAGGGAGUGCUUUGCACCUUAAGCCUUUAAGGAAUAGUGGGAUUUGUAAACCUGAACAUAUAACAUUGCUUUGAACCUUAAUUCUCUGCAAAACGUACUCUAGUUAGGGAGUAUCAUCCUGUGCCUAAAUUGCUUCGCUUGUGUAUAAUAUAUACCAUGCUGUAAGGCUUAACUCUUGGCUCUAGUUACUUUGUAUCUGUUCGUCUGAAGCUGUAUGCCUGUAUCUUUUGUUUGUGACGUUUGAAAAUAGGUAUGAAACUUUGAUGUAAAGUUAUUUUUGUGGAUGCCUCCAGAUUAUUUUAAAAUAGUCUUGGACCAAAUUCUGUUGAAUAAACUGUAGAGCAAUGUUCAGUUUA